Molecule: messenger RNA, 1452 nt
Organism: Drosophila santomea
Lineage: Eukaryota; Metazoa; Arthropoda; Insecta; Diptera; Drosophilidae
Gene: Rpt4
Product: 26S proteasome regulatory subunit 10B
Exons: 5
Coding region: 113-1306 (397 amino acids)
Biological process (GO): positive regulation of RNA polymerase II transcription preinitiation complex assembly
Cellular component (GO): proteasome regulatory particle, base subcomplex; cytosolic proteasome complex
Molecular function (GO): proteasome-activating activity; ATP binding; ATP hydrolysis activity
Source: RefSeq, a predicted model, not a curated record
CACGUUAUGGCCACACUGCAUUGCGACAAAAGUUGCAACUCACUAUUUUUUCCGGAUUUAAUUUAUAUUAAGCGUUGCACAGCUGAAAGUAAAGCGUAAAUCCUUGAGCAAAAUGACCGUAACCGCCACCCCGCUGCCCGACAAUCUGCGGGUGAAAGCCUUCUCCGAGUACAGAAAGAAGUUGCUGGAGCACAAGGAAAUCGAAGGACGCCUCAAAGAAAAGCGCGAGGAGAUCAAGGAGCUAACCAAGCUGUACGACAAGUCGGAGAACGACCUGAAGGCCCUGCAGAGCGUGGGACAGAUCGUCGGCGAGGUGCUAAAGCAGCUGACCGAGGAUAAAUUCAUUGUAAAGGCAACCAAUGGACCCCGCUACGUGGUCGGCUGCCGCAGGCAGCUGGACAAAGCCAAGCUGAAGUCCGGUACUCGUGUGGCCCUCGACAUGACCACCCUGACCAUUAUGCGCUACUUGCCGCGCGAAGUGGACCCACUGGUGUACAAUAUGUCGCACGAGGAUCCCGGCGAUGUCACCUACUCGGCCAUUGGCGGCCUCACGGAGCAAAUCCGCGAGCUGCGCGAGGUGAUUGAGCUGCCCCUGCUGAAUCCGGAGCUCUUCCUGCGCGUCGGCAUCACCCCACCGAAGGGUUGUCUGUUGUACGGACCCCCUGGCACCGGAAAGACGCUGCUGGCCCGUGCGGUGGCCUCCCAGCUGGACGCCAACUUCCUCAAGGUCGUGUCCUCGGCGAUUGUGGACAAGUAUAUUGGCGAGAGUGCCCGUCUCAUUCGCGAGAUGUUCAACUAUGCCCGUGACCAUCAGCCCUGCAUCAUUUUCAUGGACGAGAUCGACGCCAUCGGCGGCCGUCGCUUCUCCGAGGGCACCUCUGCCGAUCGCGAGAUCCAGCGCACACUUAUGGAGCUGCUCAACCAGAUGGACGGCUUCGAUUCGCUUGGCCAGGUCAAGAUGAUCAUGGCCACCAAUCGACCGGACACCCUGGAUCCCGCCCUGCUGCGCCCGGGUCGCUUGGACAGGAAGAUCGAGAUUCCGCUGCCCAACGAGCAGGCUAGGUUGGAAAUCCUCAAGAUUCACGCCCUAAAGAUCGCGAAGCACGGCGAAAUUGACUACGAGGCCAUUGUCAAGCUGUCGGACAACUUCAACGGCGCGGAUCUGCGUAAUGUCUGCACGGAGGCAGGUCUCUUUGCCAUUCGUGCCGAGCGGGAGUACGUCAUCCAGGAGGACUUUAUGAAGGCGGUGCGCAAGGUGUCGGACAACAAGAAGCUGGAGAGCAAGCUGGACUACAAGCCCGUCUAGGAACCCCCUCCCGCCGCCCAUAGAGAUAACCAUUCACCAUUUACACACAUAUACAGAUAUAUAUAUAUAUUAUGCCCACAACGGGCCUGUCACACAAAGUCCGUUGCUUCUUCUCCAUAUGCUAAUUAAAUGCUAUGUAAAGAUUA